Messenger RNA from Ostrinia furnacalis (Asian corn borer), 1770 nucleotides. RefSeq names its product polyA-binding protein interacting protein 2 (gene Paip2). Gene Ontology annotation, biological process: negative regulation of translational initiation. NCBI's taxonomy places the organism in Eukaryota, Metazoa, Arthropoda, Insecta, Lepidoptera, Crambidae. The record is from RefSeq and is a predicted model, not a curated record. Gene Ontology annotation, cellular component: cytoplasm. The transcript has 10 exons. Gene Ontology annotation, molecular function: mRNA regulatory element binding translation repressor activity. The coding region runs from base 360 to 1607 and encodes 415 amino acids.
CCUUUGAUAGCUGCACGAACUUCAAAACGGUAGCCAUUUGCGCCACGAAGGCUACGUUCGUCGUGUGUGUGAAUUUGUGGAAUUAUAGGUUAGAGUGCUAAUUUAAGAAAAUAUAAGUGCGUCAAUACCGCCUGUAAAGGCAUAGGGCACGACAAAGUAUCGUUUUAUGCCCUAAAAGCGCGGAGAGCGCGUCAAAUGACAGCCGUGAACACCAGAAAUGAAGAUAGACACCAAUUCACACACGACACAAAAUAAUAUUACAAGAGUGCAUAUUUCUGACAACACUUCGCGUUGAGUUUGAAAGUAACCUCAAAAAUCUUGACUAACAUUAGUGCAAUAAGGACAAAGUCAGUGGAACCAUGAAAAUACCGGAGACAUCGGCUAACGUUGGAGCAUAUUAUGGAAAUGAGGAAAAUGGACAGUGGCAGCCAAACGGCGUGAUAAUCGACAGCGGCGUCGGCGGCGGCGUGGUGGGAAGCGGCGACGCCGGCGUGCACCGCCCGCCCGUCUAUCCCAUGCACAUGCCGCGCCCGCAUAUCCCGGCUGGCUACGUGAUGGCGGGCGCCUUCUACCCGCCCGCGCCCUUUCCAGUAGCGGCGCCGCAGGACGACUUCGAGGACUACAUGUGGAUGGAAAAUGAGGAAGAGUUCGAUAAGCAGGUCAUGCAGCAGUUGGAAGAGGAAGCCCUAAUGGAGCAGUGCAUCGAGGCGAUGUUAGAAGACGAGCAAAGGGAGCGCGCGCGAGCGCCGCACGCGAGGCACAACCACGCGCGACCAGCGCCGCACACAAGCAGCAACGGCCAAGCGUUAUCCCUGGAAGAAACAGUGUCCCGAUCAACACUCAACCCGUUGGCGGCCGAGUUUGUGCCCACGUUUGGGCGGAGGGAACCGCCGCCAGCCGAAGACAAACCAGAGACGCCGCCUGAGGCCGCUCCGUCCACAGAAGCCAGUCCGGCGGUCACGGAGGACACAACGGAACACACACAGAGCGCGGAGGAGAACACAGAAACACACACAGAUGUUAAGACUGAAGUUGCAGAGCCCACAACGCCGCCAACGCCCACAGCCGUUACAGAGGAAAGUCCGGACGACAAAAGGCCGAAGGAAGUCAAAAAAGACGCCAAGAAGGAAGCCAAGAAACCCGCCGCCAAGGUCGAAGUCAAGCCCAAGGCAAAACCAGCGCCCGUCAAGUCGGAGCCCAAAGUAGCCGCCAAGAAGAAGGACGCACGCCCAGCGCGGAGCGAGCCUGCCCUCGACGCCACAGUGCCUACAGCGCCGACAACGCCGACAGUCACAGCUAACGCGACCACAGUGCCUACAGUGUCUGCGGUGCCGCCAGCGCCCGCGGAAGCACCUAAGCCUCAAGCACCAUCAGUGGAAGAAUCAACGCCAACUGGCCCCAAACCUAUCAACUACGCCGCAGCAGCGCGCGCUACCAAACCCAAGAAGCCUUCAGCCCCCACUGCAGCCCCUCCUGCCCCCACCUCUGCCCCCCCUAAGGCAGAGAAGAAACCCACAGACAAACUAGACAGGAAAGAAAAGGCGAAAUCGGAGAAGCCAGCGCCGAAACCAGAGAAAACUGUGCAGAGAAAAAACUCUACCAAGUGAGUAAGAUCCUUCAGACCUUUGUUGAAACCUCGUUGAUGAUUCUACACGAUAUUUCUAUGUGAUUGGUAUAAAUAUUGAAAGAAAAGAAAAAAAGAUACGUUUAUUACAAAACUAGCUUUCCGCCCGCGGCUUCGCUCGCGUGGAAUUUUGUCUGUCACAGAAA